AUAAGAUUUUCGGACUCGUACAUAAGCGAAUCGCUGCCCUAAUCCCGGCGAGAAAUGUCUCUGGUGCCUACCACAUAUCGCGAUUUGUCGCGCGAAUUUGAUCGACUCCGUCCGCUCUACCAUCCGCCGUAUGAUUUCCAGCUAUAUCCGUAUCUGUGGGACGAUUCGCGUCUCUGGUGGCCAUCGCCUCACACCAGCAGAAGUGACCUACUCCGACCUCUGGAUGAGCUGGUGUCGCGUCGAGUGCGCAACCAGUUGAUCCAAUCGACGCCGUAUGAGUGGGCGCAUCCAAUGAGGUGGGACAACUACUAUUCCGGUGAGCGUGUCCAUGUGGAUGAGAAGGGAUUUCGGAUUGACAUCGAUGUGCGACAAUUUCAUCCCCACGACAUUGUGGUCAAAACCAAUGACGACUAUGUCAUCGUCCAGGGAAAUCACAAUCGUCGCGACGAGGGUUCCAAUGGCCUGGUGGAGCGGCACUUUGUGAGGAAGUACCUUCUGCCCCGCGGAUACAAUGCCAAUGAGGUAAUCUCGGACAUAUCCAGCGAUGGCAUCCUCACCAUCAAGGCUCCACCACCGCCGCCAGCCAAGUACUACACGCCCGGAGAGAGAUUGGUCCGCGUUCAUGAAACCGGAAAGCUGGCCCUGCCCUGGAAAUAGUGGACCAUGUGUCAAAAAUCAGGAAGGCAAACAGUGAAUGUGUUUUUACCAAACCCAAAUCCCAACCAUCGAAUGCGCCUAACUCAAGGUGAACUAUUUUCGGACACCAAGCAAUUGCAGCCGAACAUUUAAAUUGGAUUCAAACAUAAAUAAAAUACAAAUUGUACCCGUAGUUGAUAUAAUAAAUGCGCAAUAAAUAUUUGGUAG
This is a messenger RNA of Drosophila melanogaster (fruit fly), 864 nucleotides long. RefSeq lists its product as uncharacterized. NCBI's taxonomy places the organism in Eukaryota, Metazoa, Arthropoda, Insecta, Diptera, Drosophilidae. The record is from RefSeq and is marked reviewed. The transcript has a single exon. Bases 55 to 657 code for a protein of 200 amino acids. Gene Ontology annotation, biological process: response to heat.